Molecule: messenger RNA, 1773 nt
Organism: Cuscuta campestris
Lineage: Eukaryota; Viridiplantae; Streptophyta; Magnoliopsida; Solanales; Convolvulaceae
Source: the annotation of a GenBank genome assembly
AACUAAAAACAACUUAUAAUCUGUUUUGACCAGUUUAUAAACAGACAAACUGUAGAGAAUAGUUUGUUAAAAUAGUUGUUAGUUGGUUACGAGACUGUUAUGGUAGUUACAGCAGUUUUAGAUCAGUUACAUCUCAAUCCAUUCUUGUAUAAAUACUUGCUGGUUCUCCUUUCUUUAAUUGAGAAGUUCUGUUUCAUCAUUAAAUCAUUUCCUUGCCUUUCGUUCUUCUCCACGCUUCCAAGCGUUUUCAUGGUAUCAGAGCAACAACCUGUGAUAAUUUUGACGAACAGGUGAGCUGCAACAAUGGCGAACAAUGAAGAGCAACCGGCUUACAGGCACGAUCCCCUGUUUCUGCACAAUUCUGACCAUCCAGGGAUGGUUCUCACUACGACGAAGCUGACAGGAAUGAAUUUCAUUCCAUGGAGCCGAUCGAUCAAGAUAGCCUUGAUCUCCAAGAUGAAGAUAGGAUUCAUCAAUGGAAAAUCCAGAAAACCAGAUCCAGAUGAUCCAAGCUAUGCGCAGUGGGAGCGCUGUGACAACAUGGUCUUCAGCUGGAUUCUGAAUUCAAUACAAUCAGAUCUAGCAGAAGCUUUUCUAUAUGCGACAUCAUCUGAAGAACUAUGGAAUGAGCUGGAAGAAAGAUUCGGUGAAAGCAAUGGACCUCUGAUUUAUCAAAUCGAGAAGAAGAUCGCAGAUAUAAGACAGAAUAAUGAUUUUGUUGGUGCGUAUUUCACCAAACUCAAGAAGCUUUGGGACGAGUUGGCUAAUGUAACUGAUCCAGCAGUCUGUGAAUGCAAUGGAUGCACAUGUGACGCCAAGAAAAAAUUGGCAGAGGCUGAACAGAAACGAAGACUGGUCAAGUUUCUGAUGGGCCUCAAUGAAGGUUUUGACACCAUCAGAGGCCAGAUAAUGCUCAUUGAACCCUUACCAACAGCCAGUAACGCAUGUAGCCUAGUUCAACAAAUUGAACGGCAAAGGAACAUCAGUGGAAUUCAGACACUUGGUUCUGAAUUAGCAGCAUAUGCUGGGACUGAUAACAUUGAUUCUCACAAUAUGGCUUUGUAUGCUGGGAAAGGACCUGGCCAAAGGCAAAAUGGGUACAAUAAGACAGAUCCAAGGAAGAACAGAAAGAUGUGUGAAUACUGUAAGGAACCUGGACAUUUCAAGGAUCAAUGCUUCAAAUUGAUUGGAUAUCCUGAGUGGUUUAAAGGUCCAAAAGAGAAUGCUACUCUGAAUGCAUAUGCUCAUCUUGCAAGUAAGUUUUGUACCAUAGCCUCUACUGUGUUGGAUUCACAUAGUGCUGAAAUUUGUUGUGUUGGGAGGAACAUAGUUGAUUGGAUUGUGGAUACUGGAGCUUCAGAUCACAUGACUCCUUUUGAAGAUAUCUUGUUUGAUGUUUACGAAUUGCCUAAACCUAUAACAGUUACUCUGCCUGAUGGUAAUCACAAGGCUGUAAACAAAGCAGGAAAGGUGGUUUUGUCUAGUAGUCUGAUUCUGAUGGAUGUUCUUUAUGUUCCUGACUUUCAAUUCAGCUUAAUAUCUAUCCAUUCUGAUCCCAAGGACACUUCUAGCUGCCUGCCAGUACCAGAAGUUGAAGAAGAUACACAAAAUCCUGUGUGUACAGAUAAUCUGAGCAUACAUUCUGAGAAUGCUCAAGUUCCUCAGCCAACUCACUCAGAAGAAGUGCAUCCCAAUACUAUGCCAACAACCAUCAUUAAUGAUGAUGCUGUUUCCUAGCAGACUUGAAUUACCACUCAACAGCUUUUCUUGUCU